This is a messenger RNA of Pistacia vera, 825 nucleotides long. RefSeq lists its product as uncharacterized. The coding region runs from base 259 to 825 and encodes 188 amino acids. Lineage: Eukaryota; Viridiplantae; Streptophyta; Magnoliopsida; Sapindales; Anacardiaceae. The transcript is spliced from 5 exons. The record is from RefSeq and is a predicted model, not a curated record.
UUAUAAAUCAGAAAAUAGUAUGGUGUAUGCUGUGAUAUAAAACAAUGUAUUCUCUAAGGAUCUGCAUUUUUCACGAUAUCACCAUCCAAAGGCUGUUAGGUGGCCACGUCACUUAGUGGAAUUCAGAUUUGGGCGAUAAAGGAAUGAAAAGGUGGUCAUGCAACUAUUUCCUUGGUAGCAUAUAACAAGAGUUGGUUUUUGCUGUCAAUACACUGAUGCCCUAUUUCUCUCUCAAAUCUUCUUCUGUUAGAUAACACCAUGCGUAUCUUAGCAUCCCGACUCUCCACUUUUCUGUGUAGAAGACGACCUGGGCAUGUUCAAUCCCGUCACUUCUCAUAUCACAAUGACGAAGGAGAUUAUCUGAGUGUAGCUAUGACACUUUUGAAAUGCCGUGCUUUUAAUCACAUGAUUGGAGCUCAUAUGUUAGAACUUCAUGCAACAGAUGAUGAAAGGAGGAUGAAAAUAGUGGAGAUUGGUGGUGCUGAGGCGCUUGUAAAUGUGUUGAGGGAUUAUAGAGGCAGAGACUAUGAUACACGGCUAAUCGCACUGAAGGCUCUUGCUGCCCUUUCUGGCUCAGAUGAAGCUGUUGGAGCUUUACACCGUGCUGGGGUUAUAUCAGUUAUAAAGUCCACUCAACCAACACUUGUACUGAGCAGAUAUCCAUUUCCCCAAUGUAAUGAUCAAGAAAUCGAGGAAUACAAGUCAAGCCUACUAAAGAGAUUCCAAUUGCGUGACAUCGAAGAAUACAAGUCAAGCCUACUAAAGAGAUUCCAAGAUUUGGGAUAUGAUAUAUCAUCCUCAGAUUGUGAGAAAGCGAUCUCCUAA